CACUUGCAUUUGUUUACGUUCCGGUCACGAUGUGUAGGCAACUGCAAAUAUAACAACAUUCUUAACAUCCUAAGCAAGGAAAACAUUAGUGAAGAAAUCUCAAAUUUAUUAUGAGAGGUUGGUGACACAACUUCUGUCUAAGUUGUUAAGUAGAAAUCCAGUCAUACAUAAUAUUUUUGAAGUCAAAGAUGGUGUACUGUUAACCUCUGAUCAAUGGCCGCGAAAUACUCGCGACUGCCCACCGAGGACAGCGUGAGUCUGGACUUCUCUUCUCCAUUUACCUACGGUGUUAGUGACCAUUCAACCAUGGACAACUCGUACUACACCUACGGAAACACCUCGAAAAACAAAUACCGUUCACAUUACACAUACGAUGGGCAAACUGAUGAUACCAGGGAUGCAAGAAUACAAGUGGAGAAACGGUCACUGAUGUCAAAUGUCUGUCAUUAUUUCGUGAUUGCCCUGAGUUUCCUACUAUUAAUCAUCACCUUUCCUAUUUCGGGAUGGUUCUCUUUCAAGAAAGUGACAGAAUUUGAGCGAAUGGUAGUGUUAAGACUUGGACGUCUAUAUGGAGUCAAAGGACCAGGAACGGCAUUUGUGCUGCCCCUUGUAGACCAGGUUGUGAAGGUAGACAUCCGUGUGAAAGCUUUCAACGUCCCUCCUCAACAGUUGAUAACCGCUGACCGGGCCAUCAUUGAGGUAGGAGCGGAUGUCCAGUAUCAGAUCAUUGAUGUGACUAAAUCAAUUACUUGUAUAGAGAAUCCCAUUCACUGUCUGAGGGGGCUGGUCAAGGCCUCGCUCACAAAUCAUCUGCUGCGCAAGGAGAGUGCGGUCAUUGAGAAACAAAAGUUACUGAUCAUUGCCAGUAUUGAGGAGGACAGUAACAGAACAGCCAGUAACUGGGGACUGGAGAUUACCAGAAUACAACUGCCACCCAUCAAGCUACUGAAGCCUCCCGAGGCAGCCCCUAAGGGCGGGGCCCCCAACUUUAUGAUGCCCCCCGGACUCCCUCAGACAUUCCAACAACUAACCUCGGUGUUCAUGCAGGCAGCUGAAGCCAAUCAGAGCCAUGGAGCUGAAGGUCAGACUGUUGACAUGGCACAGCCAGAGGUCGUCACUAUAGUACCCUCCGAGGAUGGAGCUGUGGGGAGCAGUGACAUAUUGUCAGAACAAGCUCCUACCCCGCGAGAAAUUCUCCUCCAGACCAACAGUCUCCUCACUGAGGCUAUGGUCAGGAGUGUCAGGGCCGUGUACCAGUUUAAGCUCAGUGGAGAAAAUGGUGGCUCGUUUUACCUGGAUCUGAAAAAUGGAAGUGGUCACGCUGGUGAGGGAGCGCCCCCUGGUGGUGAUGCUGAUGCUGUUUUGUCGCUUUCUGUGAACGAUAUGCAGCGCAUGUUUAUGGACAAAUUCAAACCAAUGCAGGCCUAUAUGAGUGGACGAUUAAAAGUGUCGGGGGAUUUAUCAGCUGCUCUGAAGCUGGAGGAUGUUAUAAAACAAAUUGUCAAAAAGAUGAAAGGUACACAAUCCGGAGUCCAAAUCGUUUAAUGAACAAAAUAUUAUAAAAAAUGGCCAUAUAGCAUACUUAUUACAUGCAUAAUGUUCAAAUACUUUUUUUUUUGAUAUUCAAAAUUAUACUUAUAUAAACGAAUCAUUAUCUCCUAGGUGUCAAAUACUUUGCAAUAUUUACACUCAAUCAAUAGCCUAAGGUCCUGCAAACUGGAGUUCUCAUCUCAUAACAUGGCCAUAGAACGUGACAGGUUUCUGUGAUGUUGACGACAAAACAAGUGGGCGGGGCGCUAUGCAAAUUUUCUACAAAUGAGACACAAUUAUGUGAUGUCAACAACAGUAGAUCUGGGCGGAGUUAACCAAGGCGUAUGCAAAUUUCAGGCUGUUAUUUUUAUUGAACUGAUCACACUUUAAUAAAUAUUUAAAAUGAAAUUUGUGUCCCCUGAUUCAACUAAUGAAUAAAACAGUUCACAGAAGUAGUGUAAAUACAAAGGAAAGUGUUCUAUUUUGGUCAGGUUAUGAUCCUGAGUAGGUGAUAACUGGAGUUGAGCACGAGUAUAUUUAUCACAGAUGACUUUGCCAUCUACUCAACUUACACAUGCUUAACUGGAACACCUCAUAACUUGACACAAAUAUAAAGCUAUGCCUUAAAUAUAUUUAUUUUUGUUCUCAGCAGAGAGAAAAAAAGUCAUCAUAUAAAAUUUACGAUGGUGUAAUGAACACAACAGCAUAUUGUAAAUACACAUAUCUGUAGUAAGUAAAGGUACUUGCUAAAUCUCCCCACCUUGGAAGGAGAUACUUUUAAACUCUCAGAUUUUACUUUUGAAAUCAGCAGAAUUGUCUACAUCUCAUUCUUUGUACAAAUUAAUUUAAUUCAUCGCAGAAAACAGUCUUGAACUAUUUUUUCGUCAAAUAAGUACUUAUUAGAUAUCUAAAUUUUGUCAUGCUGUUCUUCCUCUGUAAAUACUUUUAGAAAUGUCAGCAAGUAAUGUACAUACUUACAUGGUACAUUAGAUAAUAUAUAUUUGUAAUAUGUAUAUGCAAAUUAUUUUGAAAAAAAUGUAAGAAAAGAAUUGUGAAUGACUGCUAUGUUUGGUGUAACAUGUAAUAAGUGUGUUUUAAGUAUCAGUCUAUGUCCAAAGUGUGAGAUACUUGGUACACCUAAAUAAUAUAUAAUAUGCUGUCACUCUUCACUGACCUAGUUUGUUAGUAUACAUUCUGCUUUAUAUCAGUACAAUGAUAAGAGGUAGAUAGCAAAGAUGGUGUAUUUUCUAGAUUUCUUGUUGUGUAAGGAGCUCUCUAUAGUUCUUGUUUUGUCCAUAAGUGAUAGGAUUUGCCUACUUCAUAGAAAUGCACAGUUUUAAUAUACAAUGUACAUGUAGAUUACAUUUAGAUAGGGUCCUUUAUCUAUGUUGUUAAUCGUUUGUGCUUAAUUCACAUCCUGGAUACUUCAGGGGUUACGCUCACUUAUCAUAUAUUCUCGGCACUCCUGGAAUAUGUCAUAGCAAAUUGAAGGCAUGUG
Messenger RNA from Mizuhopecten yessoensis (Yesso scallop), 3028 nucleotides. RefSeq names its product stomatin-like protein 1. NCBI's taxonomy places the organism in Eukaryota, Metazoa, Mollusca, Bivalvia, Pectinida, Pectinidae. Gene Ontology annotation, cellular component: plasma membrane. The record is from RefSeq and is a predicted model, not a curated record. The transcript is spliced from 11 exons. The coding region runs from base 214 to 1545 and encodes 443 amino acids.